CCGGGGUAGCGCAGGCAGACAAAGUGGCUCGCGGAGUUAGGCCUGUUGCUGAGGCGGGGAGGAGGGGCCCGAGGCGUGAGGGAAACCGCUAUGAGGGCCGUGUUGACGUGGAGAGAUAAAGCCGAGCAGUGUGUAUAUGACCUCGCAUUUAAGCCCGACGGAACCCAGCUGAUUUUGGCUGCAGGAAACAGAUUACUGGUUUACGACACGUCUGAUGGCACCUUACUUCAGCCCCUAAAGGGACACAAAGAUACUGUGUACUGUGUGGCAUAUGCGAAGGACGGCAAGCGCUUUGCUUCUGGAUCAGCUGACAAAAGUGUUAUUAUCUGGACGUCAAAAUUGGAAGGCAUUCUGAAGUACACGCACAAUGAUUCUAUCCAGUGUGUCUCCUACAACCCUGUUACCCACCAGCUGGCGUCCUGUUCCUCCAGUGACUUUGGCUUAUGGUCUCCUGAACAGAAGUCUGUCUCUAAGCACAAAUCUAGCAGCAAGAUCACCUGCUGCAGCUGGACAAACGACGGCCAGUACCUGGCUCUGGGGAUGCUCAGUGGGAUCGUCAGCAUACGGAGCAAAAACGGCGAGGAGAAGGUGAAGGUUGAGCGGCCGGGCGGCUCCCUCUCCCCCAUAUGGUCCAUCUGCUGGAACCCUUCAAGCCGAUGGGAGAGUUUCUGGAUGAACAGAGAGAACGAGGAUGCCGAGGAAGUCACUGUCAACAGAUAUUUUCAGGAAAUCCCUUCCACUCUGAAGCCAGCAGUGUACAGUAGUCAGGGUAGUGAGGCAGAGGAGGAGGAGCCAGAGGAAGAGGACGACAGUCCCAGGGACGACAACUUAGAGGAACAUAAUGACAUCCUGGCUGUAGCUGAUUGGGGACAGAAACUUUCCUUCUACCAGCUGAGUGGAAAACAGAUUGGGAAGGAUCGGUCACUGAACUUUGACCCCUGCUGCCUCAGCUACUUUACUAAAGGGGAGUACAUUUUGCUGGGGGGGUCAGACAAGCAAGUAUCCCUUUUCACCAAGGAUGGAGUGCGCCUUGGGACUGUUGGGGAGCAGAACUCCUGGGUGUGGACGUGUAAAGUGAAACCUGAUUCCAACUAUGUGGUGGUAGGCUGCCAGGAUGGCACCAUUUCCUUCUACCAGCUUAUUUUCAGCACAGUCCACGGACUCUACAAGGACCGAUAUGCCUACAGGGAUAGCAUGACUGAUGUCAUCGUGCAGCACCUGAUCACCGAGCAGAAAGUUCGGAUUAAAUGCAAAGAGCUUGUCAAGAAAAUUGCCAUCUACAAAAAUCGAUUAGCUAUCCAACUGCCCGAGAAAAUCCUCAUCUACGAGUUGUAUUCAGAUGACUCGUUGGACAUGCGGUACCGGGUGAAGGAGAAGAUUGUUAGGAAGUUCGAAUGUAACCUCCUGGUGGUGUGUGCCGACCACAUCAUCCUCUGCCAGGAGAAGCGGCUGCAGUGCCUGUCCUUCAGCGCAGUGAGGGCGCGGGAGUGGCAGAUGGAGUCUCUCAUUCGCUACAUCAAGGUGAUCGGCGGCCCCCCAGGAAGGGAGGGUCUUUUAGUCGGCCUGAAGAACGGACAGAUCCUGAAGAUCUUUGUGGACAGUCUCUUUGCCAUCGUCCUGCUAAAGCAGGCCACAGCCGUGCGCUGCCUGGACAUGAGUGCCUCCCGCAACAAGUUGGCCGUGGUGGAUGAAAACGACACGUGCCUAGUGUAUGACAUCCACACCAAGGAGCUGCUAUUUCAGGAGCCGAACGCCAACAGUGUGGCCUGGAACACCCAGUGUGAGGACAUGCUCUGCUUCUCUGGAGGCGGCUACCUCAACAUCAAGGCCAGCACCUUCCCCGUCCACCAGCAGAAGCUGCAGGGCUUCGUGGUCGGCUACAACGGCUCCAGGAUCUUCUGCCUCCACGCCUUUUCUAUGUCGGCCGUGGAGGUGCCACAGUCUGCUCCGAUGUACCAGUACCUGGAUAGGAAGAUGUUCCGAGAAGCCUACCAGAUUGCUUGCUUGGGCGUGACAGACACUGACUGGCGUGAGCUGGCCAUGGAAGCUUUAGAAGGAUUGGAGUUUGAAACAGCAAAGAAGGCCUUCACCAGAGUACAAGACCUCCGGUAUUUAGAGCUCAUCAACAGCAUUGAGGAGAGGAAGAAGAGGGGAGAGACCAACAAUGACCUGUUUCUGGCAGAUGUGUUUUCCUACCAGGGGAAGUUCCACGAGGCCGCCAAACUGUACAAGAGGAGCGGGCACGAGAACCUCGCGCUCGACAUGUACACAGACCUCCGCAUGUUCGAGUAUGCCAAGGAUUUCCUUGGAUCUGGAGACCCCAAAGAAACAAAGAUGCUAAUCACCAAACAGGCCGACUGGGCUCGAAAUAUCAACGAGCCCAAAGCCGCCGUGGAGAUGUACAUCUCGGCGGGCGAGCACGGCAAGGCCAUAGAGAUCAGCGGCGACCACGGCUGGGUUGACACGCUCAUCGACAUUGCCCGUAAGCUGGACAAGGCCGAGCGGGAGCCCCUGCUGAUGUGCGCCCACUACUUCAAGAAGCUGGAUAACCCUGGCUAUGCUGCCGAGACCUACCUGAAGAUUGGGGACCUGAAGUCCUUGGUUCACCUGCACGUGGAGACCCAGCGCUGGGAUGAGGCCUUCGCCUUGGGUGAGAAGCAUCCCGAGUUUAAGGAUGACAUCUACGUGCCCUACGCUCAGUGGCUAGCAGAGAACGAUCGUUUUGAGGAAGCCCAGAAAGCAUCCCGUUUUCACUUCUCUGUGGGAACAGUUGCCACCUCUGGACACAUUUCGGGGUGGCUCCCUGUGGAAGCUGCUCAGCUGAGAGGCCCCGUUGAAGGACAGCACAUUCUCCAUUGCUUCAGCAUUUCCAGAGCACCCAGUUGCCGAACGUUCCGCAAGGCCGGGCGGCAGGGGGAAGCAGUCAGGGUGCUGGAGCAGCUCACACACAAUGCCGUGGUCGAGAGCAGAUUUAAUGACGCUGCCUAUUACUACUGGAUGCUGUCCGUGCACUGCCUCGGUAUAGCUCGAGACCCUGCCCAGAAGGACGUGAUGCUCGGCAAGUUCCACCACUUCCAGCACUUGGCUGAGCUGUACCACGGCUACCACGCCAUUCAGCGGUACACGGAGGAGCCGUUCAGUUUCCACCUUCCCGAAACUCUCUUCAACAUCUCCAGGUUCCUGCUGCACAGCCUGACCAAGGACACUCCCCUGGGCAUCUCUAAAGUGAACACGCUCUUCACUCUAGCCAAACAGAGCAAAGCACUGGGUGCCUACAAGCUGGCCCGCCACGCCUAUGACAAGCUGCAGGGCCUGCAGACCCCCGCCAGGUUCCAGAAGUCCAUCGAGCUGGGCAGCCUGACCAUUCGCUCCAAGCCCUUCCAUGACAGCGAGGAGUUGGUGCCCUUGUGCUACCGCUGCUCCACCAACAACCCGCUGCUAAACAACCUGGGCAACGUUUGCAUCAAUUGCCGCCAGCCCUUCGUCUUCUCAGCCUCUUCCUACGAGGUGCUGCACCUGGUUGAAUUCUACCUGGAGGAGGGGAUCACUGAUGAAGAAGCCGUCUCCCUAAUUGACCUGGAGGCGCCAAGACACAAGCGUGAGAGCAAAUGGCAAGAGAUCGCGAGCAACACUUCCCAGACUCUGAGGCUGGACGAGCCCCUGGACUCCAUGGGAGACGAUGACCCCUUCACAGCCAAGCUGAGCUUCGAGCAAGGUGGCUUGGAGUUUGUGCCCGUGGUGGUGAACCGCUCGGUGCUGCGCUCCAUGAGCCGGCGGGACGUGCUCAUCAAGCGCUGGCCCCCGCCCCUGCGGUGGCAGUACUUCCGCUCCCUCCUGCCCGACGCCUCCAUCACCAUGUGCCCCUCCUGCUUCCAGAUGUUCCACGCAGAGGACUACGAGCUGCUGGCGCUUCAGCACACCUGCUGCCCCUACUGCCGCAGGCGCGUCGACGACCCCAGCCCCUGACCGGCACCCUCGGGACCACCGGCCCCCUCCCGGCCGCCUUGCAGGUGGCCGGGCUAUCGAAGGAAGAGUUAAACCGUCAGAAUGUGUCUUCUGCCCAGAUCAAGUUUGAACUCUAGGGAGGGGCCUUGUGUAACCACGGAAUUCCUAUUUAUGGCAUUUCAUGCCUUGUAAAUAGUGCCAGGAGAGGGAGAAGAGAAUGUACAUAUAUUUUCUAAGAAAAAAAAAUCUGUUACUUUCAGAACGGCUCUGAGUUGUUCACGGCAGCCUGCUGGAGUCCACAGAUCUGUCAGACCAUUAACAUGUACACUUUGCGAACAGAUUGCCUCAAUAAUUACAAAUAAAAGGGCUACUUAUUUUCAUCAU
Messenger RNA from Physeter macrocephalus (sperm whale), 4329 nucleotides. It is a transcript of the gene IFT122, whose product is annotated as intraflagellar transport 122. NCBI's taxonomy places the organism in Eukaryota, Metazoa, Chordata, Mammalia, Artiodactyla, Physeteridae. Gene Ontology annotation, cellular component: intraciliary transport particle A; non-motile cilium. The coding region runs from base 91 to 3966 and encodes 1291 amino acids. The transcript is spliced from 31 exons. Gene Ontology annotation, molecular function: protein binding. The record is from RefSeq and is a predicted model, not a curated record. Gene Ontology annotation, biological process: protein localization to cilium; non-motile cilium assembly; intraciliary retrograde transport.